AUGUACCGCCAAGGGUGUUUGGGCUUCACUUCUCAAGCAAAGGACAUCAUCCAAGAAAAUAUGAGUCAAAAUAGAAUAUACAUGGACUACAAUGCCACCACCCCACUGGAUCCAGAGGUGAUAAAGUCCAUAUCUGAGGCUCUACAUGAAGCGUGGGGAAACCCAAGCAGCACAUAUACUGCGGGUGUCAAAGCUAAGAAAAUCAUCAAUGAGUCUAGGGAGAAUGUGGCAAGAAUGGUUGGAGGGAAAGCAGAGGACAUCAUAUUUACAUCAGGUGGAACAGAGGCUAACAACAUGGUGAUCCAGUCUGCAGUGGAGCACUUUAAGAGAAGCCGUGAUGGAACUGAAUGUAAUACAGACCAUUCUAACGGAUGCCCUGGCCUCCCUCACAUUAUCAGCUCAAAUGUGGAGCAUGACUCGGUCAAAUUAGUGCUGGAGCAUCUGCAGAAAGAGGGCAAGGCAGAUGCCACCUUUGUCCCGGUGUCUACGGUAACGGGGCGGGUGGAGGUGCAGGAUGUCAUGGCUGCGGUGCGUCCCAACACCUGUCUGGUUUCCAUUAUGUUGGCCAACAAUGAGACGGGGGUCAUCAUGCCCAUAAAAGAUCUUUGUUGGAAAAUCCGAUCUCUGAGCAAGCGGCGCUCGCAGCGGAUCCUGCUGCACACAGACGCUGCUCAGGCGUUGGGCAAAAUACAAGUGAACGCCCCAGAGCUGGGCGUGGACUACCUCACCGUGGUGGGACACAAGUUCUAUGCCCCUCGGAUUGGAGCUCUAUAUGUUAAUAGUCCGGGUACAAAAACGCCUUUACACCCACUGCUCUUUGGAGGAGGACAAGAAAGAAACUUCAGACCUGGGACAGAAAACACGCCAAUGAUUGCUGGAUUAGGAAAGGCUGCAGAUCUAGUGACAUCCAAUUUGUCUGAGUACGAGAGUCAUAUGCGACGCGUCAAAAUUUACCUGGAGGGACGGCUAAAGCUCGUCUUCAAAGAUAAACUCCAUUUCAACAGUCACUUCCAGGACUCUGAGAUCCUUCCCAACACCUGCAACGUGUCCAUCCUGGGUCCAAACUUACAAGGCUGGAGAGUGUUGUCCGGGUGUGAACGUCUAUUGGCCAGUGUUGGUGCAGCCUGCCACUCAGAUAUGGGAGACAGACCUUCCCACAUCCUCCUGAACUGUGGCGUUUCCGAGUCGGUGGCGGCGAAUGCGUUGAGGUUGAGCGUUGGACGAGGCACGACCGAAGAAGACGUGGAUGCAGUGGUGGAGGAUCUGGAGAGAGUGCGCAGCGUGCCUUGA
Molecule: messenger RNA, 1290 nt
Organism: Knipowitschia caucasica
Lineage: Eukaryota; Metazoa; Chordata; Actinopteri; Gobiiformes; Gobiidae
Source: the annotation of a GenBank genome assembly